AUGGCACGGAUGCAAAGGGCCAGCUUUUGGUUUGGACGAAACUCAGUCGAGCUGGUCAUUGUGGAUGCUGAGGAUCUGAAGAACGAAGCGACCAGCAAUUUUCCACAAGCGGCCCAGCAGUUGCUUCAGAUGCAGAAUUGCUAUGACUGUGAGAAGGAGUGGCCCUUCGAAGAAGUCAUGGGCUUGGAGAAUUUGCUGAAGCAACUGGGGGAUGGCUGCGGGUUUGCCACUUACCUCAGCUGGCUGCACAAUGGCAGAGAUUCGCACGCUCUUGGACUCGGAAGCAGAAAAAAAGAGCGCAAGCAUGCUGCACUCUUGGCACUGUCAGUGGCUUGCCUUCUGGCGGAGGGGACGAUUUCCUGCCACCCUCCACUUUGCAAGCACCUGGCUGCGGCACGAGCGGCGCAGGUGAUUCAGCUGCAGCCAGAACCAGGACAACCAAAGGAGAGUUCUGAGAGUUGGGAGGAGUGGCGAGAUCGGCCAGAGGACGCCCAGGCCAGAAUCUUUGCCGAUGCCAAGAACUGGUUCUACCGAGCCGCAGGGGUGAACGAGGAGCCCCAGAGUGAAGAUCUCCCACAAAGACUGCAGCAGGACUUCCAAGAAAUUCUCCCCGACAUUUUUUACACCAACUUCUUCCGGCAUGGACGAUAUUCCGUCAUUGCCGUGGGUCGAGACGUGAAGCAUCGGACUCGCGCCGGGUGUUUGGGUCUGGCGGCGCUGAUUUGCCAGUCGAAGGUGGAUCAGAUGCAGUUGACCGAAGUCCAGCGGUUGGUGGUGGAUGAGGUCAGGAAGAGCGGCUGGUUUCCGCAGGAACCACUACAGCGCUUCUACGACCUUGAAAGCCGUGGCUUUUGGCAGAACAUGGAGAUGUGGAGCGGAUGCAAAGGGCAGGAAGUUCCAGUGUUCUCUAAGGAUGGUCUGAGUGACAUCCGCAUGAAUGCGCAACCAGCACUCCUGAAAUCCUUGGAGAACAAGCAAUGGGAGGAGAUUGAUCUCACUACUUCAGAUCACCCAUGGAUUGGGAUCAUCAAAGGGCACAGAGAAGAACGGGAGAAGUCCCUUUUUACAAGACCUGGAAUCAAGAGUUUCGCCAUUGCCUCUGACUGGAAUAAGCUCGACCCUCAUCAGUUGUGUCCCUUAAUUUUUUUCGUUGUCGAGACGCAUGAUGGACAGCGGCACACCUUCCACAAACUGGAGCGCACGGACGAGACGAUGCGCUCCAUCUGUUCCCGCAAAGACGAAAUCCUGGCCUUCCGCCAUGCGGCGGGAUGGGAGGUGAAGAAUCGUUGGCAGGCCUUCCAGGAGAACGUCUUCCAGAACCUGCUUCGGGACUUCAGGGAUGCGAAGCGCCCUGAUGGAUACCAGGAGGGCGACUUCCUCCCACCUGAGGCGACCGAAGCUUCUUUGCAUGCCUGGCGUCUUUCGGAUGAGCUGAAGAAAGACUUUCGCGACUGGCUUCACCAUGACCGCUCCAGCUACGAGGAGUUCGACGAGGUGCGCAGCCACUGCGGCGCGGAUGUCACGGAGACCUUCGACACGGCCGUGCAAGGCCUUUUGGAUGAGUUGAAGGGCAAUGACGAUCCUCAACAAAACUAUCAGGAAAGCCAUCAGCAAGAAACUGAACGAGGUGACCAGGGAGGAUUCCAGGGAUAUAGCGAGCUCACGAGACUUCAGAAGUCGAUGCUGCGGGCAGUACUGGACGAGAAUGCAACAUGGGACUUGGACCCUGCACGCUGUAAGGAUGCAGAGUGGGAAUUCCACGAGGCCAUUGAGUGGUGUCGCGCAAGCGACGAUGAUAUCCGCUUUGGCCAUGGGGAGGUCAGUGACCACUUCAUUCAUGGUCACGGUGCAGGUAAGUCUCUGGAUUCCUUGUUUCAAGAGCUUGUAGAUGGAACUGUGAAUCCCCACCGUAUACCGGCCUUGGUGGCUGCAAAGUACGAGGGCAAGAAGUAUGUCGUUUGCGGCAACCGGCGGCUGAAAUGCUACAAGGAUGCCUGGCACAGCGGACAUGACUGUUGGUUCAAAGUUAUCGUCCAUGAUUUCCCACGCUGUCCUGCCAUCAAGGAUCCCUUCCAGCGUCUUGCCUUCAUUGCGAAGGCUGUCUAUUCGGUCGACACAAAGAACGAUGGCCUGUUUCCUCAUGUCAACAAGAAGAGACGGAUGUACUGA
This is a messenger RNA of Cladocopium goreaui, 2169 nucleotides long. The record is from the annotation of a GenBank genome assembly. Lineage: Eukaryota; Dinophyceae; Suessiales; Symbiodiniaceae.